Octopus bimaculoides (California two-spot octopus) is the source of this 6347-nucleotide messenger RNA. RefSeq lists its product as uncharacterized. Gene Ontology annotation, molecular function: RNA polymerase II cis-regulatory region sequence-specific DNA binding; DNA-binding transcription factor activity, RNA polymerase II-specific. NCBI's taxonomy places the organism in Eukaryota, Metazoa, Mollusca, Cephalopoda, Octopoda, Octopodidae. The record is from RefSeq and is a predicted model, not a curated record. Gene Ontology annotation, cellular component: nucleus. Gene Ontology annotation, biological process: regulation of transcription by RNA polymerase II.
UUCCUGUUGUUGUUGGUGUUGGUUCAGUGGAUUGGAUUUGUUGUAGAAUAUUGAAAGAAUAUUGUCUAAUUCAUAGAAUAAUUGAAACGGAAUAACAACUGGUGGGGGAGAAAAAACAAAGCAAACAAAGAGAACGUUAACGAUGAAGGUGACGCGUUGACUUGGAAAGAUGGGAAACAGAAAUUGAUGGAGAAAUACAAAUCUUCAGUUGACAUUGACAUCAAGGAGUAGUUGACAUCAGAGAGAUGCAUCGUCCAUAUUUAUCAUCAUCUAAAGAUUGAAAGGAAAAUGUUGUACCAAAAAAACAAUAUAAACGUGUUUAAUUAAUUCUGUCGUGAAUUAAACUGAAACACUUCUGAAGAAGAUAAAACGUUUUCCUUCUUCUUCGUUAGAUCCUCAUUAAAAUUGAACAAACUUACAAAAGUGUCUUACUAUAUCAAUAAAAGUCACAGUUGCUGGAAAUAAAGUAAUGAAACUAUUGCAAGGAAUAAACCGUAGAACUGUGAACAAGUGUAAUAUCUGAAUAUUGCGAGAAAAGGAACAGAACUUGCAUAAGGAACUUACAUAAGGAUUGAAGAGAUAAGAAAAUCAUGACAUCACUGAGAUAUCUGUAAAUUGUCAUCCUCUCUAGAAAAUUGAACUCGGAAAAAACCAUGUAACUGUAUUAUCUGUGGUUAAUCAUUCUCUUUUAAUCAUUAUUUAAAUAGGCACAAGCUUAUUCAUACAGGAAGAAAAUCAUAUUACUGAAUAUAUCUGUGGUAAAUCCUUCUUUCUAAAUCAUUGUUUAAAUAGCCACAAGCUCAUUCAUACAGGGACAAAAAUCACAUUGCUGAAGACAUCUGUGGUAAAUCAUUCGCUCAUGGAGAUAACUACUCAUGAACGUGUUAACGUAGAUGAGAAGCUACAUCACUGUGAUAUUUGUGGUAAGUCUUUCUCCCGAAAUGGUGAAGUAAUUAACCACAGACGCAUUCAUACAGGAGAGAAACCAUAUCACUGUGACAUCUGUGGUAAAUCAUUCUCUCAUAACGGAAAUUUAACAACACACAAGCGUAUUCAUACGAGAGAGAAACCAUACCACUGCGAUAUUUGUGGUAAAUCGUUUUCUCAUGGAAACAACUUGACCAUUCACAAACGUAUACAUAUAGACGAGAAACCAUAUCAUUGUGAUAUCUGUAGUAAAUCAUUCUCUGGAAGUAGUGACUUAACGAGGCAUAUACGUAUUCAUACAGGGGAAAAGCCAUAUUGCUGUGAUGUCUGUGGAAAAUCAUUCUCUCAAAACGUAAAUUUAACUGCACACAAGCGCAUUCAUACUGGAGAUAAACCAUAUCAGUGUGAUAUCUGUGGUAAAUCAUUCUGUGAUAAUGGAGUCUUAACUAAACACAAACGUAUUCAUUCGGGAGAGAAACCAUUUGACUGUGAUAUCUGUGGUAAAUCAUUCUCUGAAAUUGGUUAUAUGACUAAACACAAACGUAUUCAUACAGGUGAGAAGCCAUAUCAGUGUGAUAUCUGUACUAAAUCAUUCUCUCAAAAGAGUGACUUAACUAUCCACAUUCGUAUUCAUACAGGAGAGAAGCCAUUCCAGUGUGACAUCUGUGGUAAAUCAUUCUCUCGAAAUGGUGAAGUAACUGUACACAAGCGUAUACACACAGGAGAUAAGCCAUAUCAAUGUGAUAUCUGUGAUAAAUCAUUCUCUCAAAACAGUGAUUUAACUAUACACAAACGUACUCAUUCUGGAGAGAAGCCAUAUCAUUGUGACAUCUGUGAUAAAUCUUUCUCCCAAAAAAGUAACUUGACUAAACACGUAGCCAUUCAUUCAGAUGUGUAAGUUGUAUCACUCUCAAAGUUCAUUGUUUUAAAGCAGGGGUCGACCUUGUGGUCUGUAAUCAUACUCCUUACAGUUACCUAUACAGGGCAGUGUUCACUGACAGUUGCCCUUCCUAGUGCUGACCCUUUUGUGGAGACACAUGGCCUAGUGGUUAGAGCAGUGGACUCGCAGUCGAGGGAUCACAGAUUUGAAUCUUAGACUGGGCAAUGUGUGUGUUUAUGAGUGAAACACCCAGGCUCCACGCAACUCCGGCAAAAGGUAAUGGUGAACUUCUGCUGACUUUUUUGCCACAACUUUCUCUCACUCUUUCCUCCUACAUCUAGCAGGUCACCUGCGAUGGUCCAGCGUCCAUCUAAGUGAGGAACCUAGAUGGGAACAGUUGAAGAAUAAAUGACAUUAGAAGUCAGUAAAUGGCAACUAACUUGCACGUUAUCUGCUGCUACAACUAAACCAAGAACAAAAACUCUCUCAAUAUUUUGUCGUUGAUAGCAACAACAAUAUUUGUUUCUUGUGUAUGAAAAGAAUAAAAUUUUGUUUAUCUACAAUCUCAUCAAACUCCAGUGUUCUUUUUUGAACAAAGUGUAUUGCAAAUAAUAGAAACAAGACAUAAAAGAAAAUAUUUUACAACAAAAUUUAAGGACAUAUAUUCUUUUAUCUUUUACUUCUUUCAGUCAUUAGGUUGUGGCCAUGCUGGAGCACCACCUUGAAGAAUUUAUAGUUGAAUGAACCCAUGCCAGUACCUAUCAGUGUCUUUUGUUGAACCACUAAGUUACAGGGUUGUAAACACACUAACAACAGUUGUCAAGUGCUGAUGGGGGGACAAACAUACACACAUAGACAAUGGACUUCUUUUCAGUUUCCAUCAAUUCAAGGCUGUAGUAGAAGACACUUGCCCAGGGUGUCACGUAGUGAGACUGAACCCUACCAUUUGGUUGGGAAGGUGGAUGUCCUUCCAAACACCAACCACUUUACAGUGUGGACUGGAUGCUUUUUAUGUGACACCAGCACCAGUGAAAUCUAUUUUGGCACGAUUUUUACAGCUGGAUGCCCUUCCGAAUGCCAACCAAUUUACAGUGUGGAUUAGAUGCUUUUUAUAAGUAUGAAAUGAGUGAAGAACGACCUCAGGAUGCUGAACCUUUCUGGUGGGAUGACAAAGGACCAAGAUGCCUGGUACCUUGCUGUGCCCCAGAAGACCCAUACUCUGCAGUAGAAGUGCUAAGACCAGUUCCUCGGCUGAUGAGGAUUGACCUGCAAGAGUCCUGGUCUGAUGCCAUGUAAAAAGCACUCAUGGCAGUGUCACGAAAAAGUACCCAGGUGGUACUGUGUAUAAGCACCCAUGUGCUACUGUGCAUAAGCACCCAUGUGCUACUGUGCAUAAGCACUUGUGCAGUGUCACAUAUAAGCACCUGUGCAGGGCCAUGUAAAAGGGCAAAGAACCAAUGCUGGUUGCAUUUAAAGGGCACCUGUGCCAGUGACAUACAGAAGACCCUGGAGAUUGAUUGCAGAUGUAGUCUGGCUGCUGGAGUCCUGUACUCUCAAUGGAAGCCCAUUUGGUGCCACUGCUUUAUCUCCCAGAUGAAGUUUUGCAUCUAAAAUAUAUUGGCCCUCUCCAUUCUUUUCUAUGGAGCAGAAACGUGGCCCCUUUCAAACACCCUGGCAAAGAUGAUUGACAGCUUCAUGCUCUUGCUUUAUGGGGCUGGGGUCAUCCCAAGUUAGUGGUUCCAGAGGCAUCAUCAUGCAUAGACAUAUCACUGAUACAGGUACCUUCUAUGUGUCACUGGCACAGGUACCUUCUAUGUGUCACUGGCACAGGUGCCUUCUAUGUGUCACUGGCACAGGUACCUUCUAUGUGUCACUGGCACAGGUACCUUCUACAUGUCACCGGCACAGGUGCCUUCUAUGUGUCACCGGCACUGGUCAUGACUAUGAUUUGACUUAGCUCUCCGUCACUGCUGGUCCUGUGCCAGCCCCUCUGAAUCCUACAAGGAAACAUUGAGCUUCAGGAGAUCUUCCCCAAUCACAUUCAGCCAUCAGAUGUGGGGCCUGACACAAGGCCUCUUCCAACCUGCAUCUUCUGCAUUGAAUGAGAGUAAAGUCCUGGUAGGAAACUUGACCCCAAAGAUCAACCACAGAUGUGGUCUGGCGAUUGGGGUCAUGUACUUCCUAUGGCAUCACUGCUCUGUCUCCCAGAUGAAGCUCCACAUCUACAAUGCAUUGGCCCUCUCCAUCCUCCUCUAUGGAGCAGAAAUGUGGCCCUGCUGGAAGACCCUGGCAAAGAGGAUUGACGGCUUUGGUAGCAGAGUCCUGAGAACCAUUAAGAACAUCAGAUGGUACCAUCAUGUUCGCAACAAAGAACUGUGUGUGUACACACAUCAGCCUGCAGCCUACCACAUAAUAGUUAUCCGUUGCAUGCGCUGGUAAGAACACGUCCUUCAUCUCCUGCUAAGUCCUCCUGCCAGGGCUUUACUCCCAUUCAUCACAGCAGCUGUGGACUGGGAGAAGCCUUGUAGCAGGUCCCACAUCAAAUUCUUUUACAGGGCUUAGAAAAACUGAAGGACCACUGCAAUAAGUGUGUGGAUCUGUGAGGGCAACAUGAUUAUCUGUUUCUCCUGUAUUUUCUUUUACCAAAAGCCAGUAACUAUCAUGCACCCCCUCAUACAAAGAAUAUUUUCAACAAAUCAUCUCAAUAUUUUUCUCCUGGACAUAUUUGCUUAUGAUUAACAUGGUUUUUUAAUGUUUAAUUUUCCACAAAUUUCAUGUAUGUGGUCUGAUCAAUAAGUAUCCAGACUGUUGUCAUAGUAACAAAGCUAAAACAUGUCGAGUGAAGCUGCUAGGCACAGAUUGACCUUGAACUCUGAUGUGCAUGCACAAUAAGCUCUAUCUCACUUCCGCUCUUUACAGCAGUGCUUGGAAGGAACAUGUGUAGUGUGUGAUUGUCACAUUGACCAUGACAGAGGAAGCUGAGCAGAGAUUCUGCAUCAAAUUUUGCCAAGAGGUUGGCGAUACCUGCUCAGAGGCCUAUGCAUAGUUUUGUAAAAGUUUUCAUUGUCCUCGACACAAGGAGAUCUUGGGCAACUGAAACCUGAGUGUCCUUUUGGUCAGCUGAAAGCAGUUUUGGCAUAAACUUAUCAGACACACGUCUCGUACCCAAAUCUUCAUAGCUAAUCUGCACGUCCUCUGAUAACUCACGGAUGGUGAUCUGAUGAUUUCUUUUCACAGCUGCAUGCACAUUUGUGAAGUUUUUCUCAGUUCUGCUGGUUGAAGGUCAAACAGCUUCAUUCUGCAUGCUUUAGCUUCGUUACUAUGGCAACAGUCCAGAUAUUUAUUGAUUAGACCUCGUAUAUGUACUCAAGAUCUGUCCUCCAUAGUAGAAUUGUUAAGGCUGCAUCUCCUGGUGACAGCAGCGGCUUGUGUAUGGGCACUGCGGACCUGCAGCACCCCCUAUUUCCACUCAGUAUUAUCGAUAACAUUCAAUGUAAUGAGUCCUUUUUUCUUUAAUUCCUUCUUUAUACCCUCAAGCUUAAUGUCAGUAGCCGUCCCCUUGUUUAUGAUAAAAAUAGAAAAAUCAUUGUAUAGAACUAUGUGCUUCAUAGUUCCAGCAAUGUGGUGUUUGGCUGCUGAGCACAUGCUCACAUGUCCAAAAUAGGAAGCUGCCCACUAGGGACAGAGAGCACUGUGGUUCACACAGUGCCGACCCUGGUGUGCUGGUAAAAGCAGUGUUUCAUUUUGACUCCACAUAUGUGUUGUACUUAAAAACGUGUUUAUAUUCUUGAAUGUAAUAACAUGUAGAAUUAGAUUGUUAUCCUGCUUCCUGCUAGUGUUGUGUCUAGGGUUUGGAAAAUAGGGCAGAUUUCCCCUCACACCCAUAUUUUGUAAUUUAGGGGUAUUUUUGAAAAAACAAGGGGGGAAUUUGCAGAAGUGUUCAGUGAACAAAUUAAACACACUACCCACCAGUGGCUAAAACAUGAACUGAUCAAGUUUAUGUAUCCAUUUUCUUUUUAUAUGUUGUUUCCUUUUACACAAUAUUAAAACAACAGCUAAAAAUUUUCUGAAGCAGCACCACUCCUAAUUUUAUCAACGAGCCGCCAUUGCCUGGUGAAAAGGAUUAGCCUACAGCAGUCCUGUGCUGGUGCCAUGUAAAUGUGCUCAUACCAGUGCCACAUUAAAAGCACCCAAUACACAUUGUGAAGUGGUUGGCAUUAGAAAGGACAUCCAGCCAUAGAAACCAAGCCAAAUCAGACUGGAACCUGGUGCAGCUCUCCAACUUCAGUCAACCAAUCCGACCCAUGCCAGCAUGGAAAAAGAGAUGUUAAAGGACGAUGAUGAAGAUGAUGAUGUAUAAAGAAGAAUACUGAAUCCAUUGCAAUUUUUGAUAGACAAAAUUUUAUUCUUUUCAUACACAAAAAUAUGAGCAAUGUUGGUGCUAUGAAUGACAAAAUGCCAAGAGAGUUUAAAUGUUAUUGUUAUAACAGUGAGUAAGUUAAAUGAUUGUCGUUGUGUUGCUGUUGUUGAUCGUUCAUUG